GUUGUUUAGAGAUACCCAAAAAGGAAAUUACUGCUCGUUGGGAAAGACAAGAAUUGCACAAUAUUACCCUUUCUUAAUCAAAUUUGUUAUGCCAACGCCUAAUAUAUUAAAGCACUACCCCAUCAGAUUUUUAAGUGUCAUUGAUAAAAUGGCAUCAAACUUUAAAGUUAAACAAGCCUUUGAUUAUUUUCUAGUCUUGGAUUUUGAAGCAACAUGUGAUGAUAAAGUUUCAAUACAGCCUCAAGAAAUAAUUGAAUUUCCGUGCAUUAAGGUGAAUGCUCAAACAUUUGAAAGUGAAAAAGUUUUUCAUCGAUACGUUAAACCAGUUUAUCGACCCCAGUUGACCCCAUUUUGUACAGAGUUGACAGGAAUUAUUCAAGAUAUGGUAGAAAAUGAAAAUAAUUUUAUCGAAGUUUUCAAGGAUUUUGACAUAUGGAUGAAAGAAGAAUUGCUAGAAAAAGAAAAGAGUUUUGCAUUUGUUACUUGUGGAGAUUGGGAUUUAAAAACGAUGCUUCCUAGUCAAUGUAGAACAUCAAAUUGUAAUAAACCAAACUAUUUUAAUAGUUGGAUUAAUAUUAAAAGAUCUUUUAGCGAUGUAACGGGCACUUGGCCAAGGGGAAUGAUUCCAAUGUUACGUCAAUUAAAAUUAAAGCAUGAAGGACGACAUCACAGCGGAAUUGAUGAUUGUAGGAAUAUAGCAAAUAUUUUAAAAGGGCUCGGUCAAAGAGGAUACAUCUAUAGGCUUACACGUCAUUAAUACUUUCUUGUUUAUUUAUUUGCUAGGAACGGAACUUUUUAAAAACUGCUCUUUUCGUCUUUUUAUUAAUAUUGUUGCUUUGACUUUUAAUGUUAAAAC
Messenger RNA from Dimorphilus gyrociliatus, 856 nucleotides. The record is from the annotation of a GenBank genome assembly. NCBI's taxonomy places the organism in Eukaryota, Metazoa, Annelida, Polychaeta, Dinophilidae.